This is a messenger RNA of Vicia villosa (hairy vetch), 711 nucleotides long. RefSeq names its product protein MAIN-LIKE 1-like. The coding region runs from base 1 to 711 and encodes 236 amino acids. NCBI's taxonomy places the organism in Eukaryota, Viridiplantae, Streptophyta, Magnoliopsida, Fabales, Fabaceae. The transcript is spliced from 2 exons. The record is from RefSeq and is a predicted model, not a curated record.
AUGGAUGAGGCGCCUGCAGGUUCCUCAUUUGGAUCGAGGAGUCGGUUGGCUCGAGCGCCUUCCUCUCGUGAGGUGGUACGUGAGGAAGAGGAGGAGAAGGAACGACCGACCAUAAAAUCCGUGAACCAUGCGCGGAAAAUAUUUUCUCUGUUUAAACCACAGACUCAAUGGUUUAACGACGUUGUAUCUGGGAGUAGGCUUGGCGGGUUAUACAUGACCGGAUAUAGUACCAUCAGCCACGACAUACAGGGGGCUUUUGUUGAGCGGUGGCACAAGAAGACGUCUUCUUUCCACCUUCCUGUUGGGGAAUUGACGAUCACCUUACGCGACGUGGCCUAUCUACUCCACCUGCCGAUCAGAGGGAGGUUACUGAACCAUUCCCGAAUACAGAGGGUUGGGGCCAUAGAGGGGAUUGUGGAUUAUCUGGGUAUGGACCCAAACAUGGCGGAUUAUGAGUGCAGAGCGACGAGUGGGGCGCAUAUCACGUUCUCCAACUUGAAAGAGUUGUAUGAGAACCACUUGGUGGCGGCAGCGGAGUUCGAGCAAGAGGGUGACAGACUUUUUACUGAGUAUCACCGUGCUUGCACUCUGCGGUGUUGGUUCAUGUUAUUGAUAGGUAUUGCACUCUUUGUGGACAAAAGUAAAACCUACGUUGACAUGACGUAUCUACAAUACUUUAUCGAUCUGACUACAGUUGACCAGUGGAACUAG